This is a messenger RNA of Bipolaris victoriae FI3, 609 nucleotides long. RefSeq lists its product as hypothetical. Bases 1 to 609 code for a protein of 202 amino acids. The record is from RefSeq and is a predicted model, not a curated record. Gene Ontology annotation, biological process: protein localization to Golgi apparatus; Golgi to plasma membrane protein transport; Golgi to endosome transport. The transcript is spliced from 2 exons. Gene Ontology annotation, cellular component: trans-Golgi network; Golgi membrane. NCBI's taxonomy places the organism in Eukaryota, Fungi, Ascomycota, Dothideomycetes, Pleosporales, Pleosporaceae.
AUGCCACGCCGACGCCGCCCCCCUCGACCCGGUGCACUCGCGGAUCUCUCGCCAAUUCGCAUCCUCUCCCAAAUUGUCCUCCUGCAACUCGCAUACUAUGCAUGCGCCGGGAUCCUCAUUCUCUUCACUGCCCUGGUAGCGGGCAAGGAGGUCAGCCUAGAUCUCCUCUUCAACUGGCAGAGCCUGAGCGGGGAUACCACGGUUGGAUGGACAUUGGGCCUGGUCUGGAUGUUGAAUAGCCUCGCCUGCGCCAUUUUCAUACUACUUCUCAUCGCCCGCUCCAAGCUUGUUCUUGACUUUGCCCUUACCGUGCACUUCAUACACUUGGUCGUCACCUCCUUAUACACGCACGCGAUACCCGCGAACCUCUUCUGGUGGGCGCUACAGAUAUGCAGCGCGACCAUCAUGACUUCUUUGGGUAUGUGGGCAUGCCAGUGGCGGGAAUUGAGACCCAUCAACUUUGGAAGCAAGACGUCUGCGCGACCGCAACCGCAACCGGCGGCCGAAGAAGAGGGCGGCGAGUCUCGGGGCAGGGGCAGGGGUAGAGGGAGGGAUGGCGCGGGGGAAUACGAAAUGGUUGGCAUGAAUGAAGGGGACAACAACGUUUGA